AUGAAUGAUUCUUCAGGAGAUAACUGGCUUAAUCCGUUUGAUGACGAGCUUUAUAUCAUCGAUGAGGAUGAUAGUCUGAAUUCUAGCCCUGCCAACGGUUUGAAGCAGGGUGUGAAUGAAGGGGAUAAUGAUGGGGAAAAUUUUGUGGAUGUCGAUGAGAUGUUUGAAACUGGAAAUGACAGUCAAAAAAACUCUGAUGUAGAAGUUAAAGUCAUGAAAAGGAUUACUGAAUUGUCUGCAGACGACAUUAGAGGGAUGGAUUUCUCUUCUGAGGAGGAAGCAUGUGAAUUCUAUUCUAAAUAUGCUCGUAUCCGUGGAUUCUCUCCAAGAAAAGAUGAUGUAUACAAGGAUGAUGAUGGCAAGAUUAUCUCACGACAGGUGGUGUGCAAUAGGGCUGGACAAAGGCAUCAGAAGCAUAUGCAUAAUAGUGGCAGAAGAAAACAACCUAAGCCUAUUACUAGAGUGGGUUGCCUUGCUAGAAUUCGAUUUCGUUGUUUUUCUAGCAGGGACAAAGCUCAAGCAGAAGGUAUGAACCUAUUUGGUGUGAGGACCCGCAAUAUUAUGGAGGUGAUGAUGGGCCAAAAAGGUGGGGCUGAGUCCGUAGGCUUUACCGGCAAGGACUUGGCCAACCACCUAGACAAGCAAAAAAGGAAAAGAGUCAAAGAUGGUGAUGCAGUUGCAGCGCGGUCCUAUUUACAAGGAAAACUUGACAGUGACCCACUAUUUUUCUUCAAGUACAACAAAUCGGAACAAGGUAAUCUCCUUAACUUGCUAUGGUGUGAUGGAACCAGUAGAAUGGAUUAUAACGUGUUUGGAGAUGUGGUUGCCUUUGAUAGCACAUACAAGAAGAACAAGUAUAACAAACCUCUUGUGAUUUUUUGUGGAUACAACCACCAUAAGCAAACAACUAUCUUUGCUGCUGCACUUGUUCAUGAUGAGAAAACUGAGACUUUCAUAUGGGUUUUGGAAACCUUGACUGAAGCAAUGUUUAACAGGCAUCCUAAGGUGGCGGUUACAGAUGGAGAUCUAGCAAUGAAGGAAGCUAUUAGAGUUGUGUGGCCGAAUACCACGCAUCGUCAAUGUGCAUGGCACAUUCACCAGAAUGCUUUGAAAAAUAUUAGAAAUCUUGAUUUUGCAGAUGAAUUCAAGUUAUUUGUGUACGCUAACUUAAACCCUGACAAGUUUGGAGAGAAGUGGGAUAAACUGGUUGAGAAAUAUGGUAUAGCCAACAAUCCAUGGAUUGAUACGAUGUAUGAGACAAGAGCUUCUUGGGCAAGCACCUUCAUGCAAGACAAAUUUUUUGCCGGUAUUAGGACGACAUCCUUAUGUGAAGGUAUUAACUCAUUCAUAAAGAAUUAUCUGCAUUGUAAGUGUUCCUUGUUGGAUGUUCUUUUCAAUUUUGAGCGGGCUAUGAAGAAAUACAGGCACAAUGAGUUGGAAUCUGAUUUUAAGUCUUCUUAUGGUGAGCCUUUUAUGACAACUGCACUUAGUGGCAUUGAGUAUGGAGCUUCCAAAAUAUUAACAAGGAGCAUGUUUUGGGAAGUCAAGGGUCAAAUUGAAGAUGCCCUGGGGCUAAAUGUGGAGCGUUCUGAGGUGGCCAAUAUUAUGAUGAUGAAAAUGAGAAAAAUUAGCAAUCGCAGAAAAGAAUAUAUUGUGGUUUAUGAUAAGAACCAGAAAAAGUUUGUAUGUGAAUGUGGUUAUUUUGAGUUUUAUGGCAUCCCUUGUUCUCAUAUAAUAGCUGGGAUGAGAAGUGAGUAUAUUGAUGAAUUUCCAAGCAAUCUAGUUUCUAAGAGGUGGUUGAAAACAGCCAAGUCUGCUCAUGUAUAUUCAAUUUCAGAGCCUAGUAUUCAUUCACAGAAUAUGAAAUUGUUGCGAAAAGGAGCUAUGUCUGCCGCAUGCAACUAUCUCGCAGAAAUAGCAUGCGAAAAGGAUGAUGAUUUUUCAAGUGUAAUGGAAGACAUUUAUAAGUUGUUGAGGGAUGUUCAGAAGAGUCGCAAACCGGGUUGUACAAUAAAGAGUGCAGCCUUUAAUGUGGGUGAUCCAACUGUUGUACAGGGUAGAGGUGCCCCCAAGAAGACCAGAACUGUCACCAAGAGAAGGCAUUGCUCAAAUUGCAGGGGUAUUGGACACACGAUUCGUACGUGCCCGGUUUUGCUUUAUCCUGAUCAAGUCAAUAACAGUGAAACAGGUGAAUCUGCAAGUGAAGGAAUUGAGGACAGCACAGACGACGAGACAAACGUUGGCAGCGUAGAUCGGCAGAAUAAGGGGGCUUCGGUGGCAAGUAAACUUAAAUCGCAGCAACGGAAGCAGGGAAAUGACUCCUCAUCCACCCAAAACAAGCGUUCAAAUCAGAACACGGUGUCGACAAAACAAAAUAAGCGUAAAUCUAAGCAGCGAGAAGUCCCAGUCAUGAUUCAUUCAAGCCAAGUAUCUGUGAAUGAAGUGACUCAGAGUUCACCGAAUAAUGCAGGUCGCGGUGAUGUGGAUAACAACAGAGUUACUUUGUUGCCCCAGCAUCCACAGGAAAUACCUUUGACCCAAGAAUCUGUGAAUCAGGGACAAGUUUAUAACAUGGAGCCUAUUGUACAACAAGUCCACUAUCCUGUUGUUCGUGCUUCAGCUGGACUUCCAUUUUUGCAACCUUCUUAUGCCGUGAAUAUGACUAAUGGAGUUCAGGUGUUUCCACAGUUUAUACAGCACCAAAACGUCCAGGUUCCUUACCAAGGAGUUCAGAUACAAACUCUAUUUCAAGCUGGACCUUCUGGCUUACUCCCGACAUUCUCAUCGACGUUGGCGGCAGUCGAUAGGAGACACAAUAGAAAUUCAAGUUUAGGAAAUAAUUGA
Lotus japonicus is the source of this 2844-nucleotide messenger RNA. Its product is annotated as protein FAR1-RELATED SEQUENCE 5-like. The record is from RefSeq and is a predicted model, not a curated record. The transcript has 6 exons. Gene Ontology annotation, molecular function: zinc ion binding. The coding region runs from base 1 to 2844 and encodes 947 amino acids. Lineage: Eukaryota; Viridiplantae; Streptophyta; Magnoliopsida; Fabales; Fabaceae.